Messenger RNA from Penicillium angulare, 762 nucleotides. Its product is annotated as gamma-glutamylcyclotransferase family protein. The coding region runs from base 1 to 762 and encodes 253 amino acids. Gene Ontology annotation, molecular function: gamma-glutamylcyclotransferase activity. Lineage: Eukaryota; Fungi; Ascomycota; Eurotiomycetes; Eurotiales; Aspergillaceae. The transcript has a single exon. The record is from RefSeq and is a predicted model, not a curated record.
AUGCACAUAAACAUCCAUCUCAACAAUGAAACCCCCUCCGAAACAACCCUCCCCGUCUCAUCAACAAUAUGCCCCGAAUCCACACCCCGAACCACCGAAACACCCAAAGAAUACCUCUACUUCGCCUACGGCUCCAACCUUUCCCCAUCACAAAUGAAACAACGCUGCAUAAUCAAUCCAAACCUCUCCGGAAAACCCGUCGCAAUCGCCAUCCUCCCUAAAUGGCGCUGGCUAAUCUGCGAAGCGGGGUAUGCGAACGUCCUCCCACCAGCUGGUCUACGAGUUGGAGCUCAAAAAAGCGAUGUUGCAUCUAAAAUACCUAUUUCUGGAUCUGAAGAUGCGGUCUACGGCGUACUUUAUAAGAUGGAUUUACAGGAUGAGGCUAUACUUGAUGGGUAUGAGGGUGUUGAUUGUGAUGCGGAGGAUGCGAAUGGAAGUGCGGGGGUGGGGGUUGAUAUAAGGCCGAAGGAGCAGGGAGAGGGAGAUUAUAAUAAGUGGUAUCUUCCUGCGAAGAUUGUUAAGUGGAUUCAUUCUGAGAGUGAGGGUGAGAAUGAGGGUGAGGGUCAGAGUGGGGGAAGUGGAGAGGAGGUGGAUGUGCUUGUUUAUGUUGAUGAGGAGCGGGUGAGACUUGCGCCGCCGAAGACGGAGUAUAUCGGGAGGAUGAAUCGGGCUAUUCGUGAAUCGGUGGCGUUGGGGGUUAAUGAGAGGUGGGUUGAGGAGGUUAUGAGGCGGUUUAUUCCGGCGCCUAAGGUCACAGUGUAG